UCUAGAAGAAACAUUAAUUGAAUAAUUGAUACGCAAAAAAUUUAUAAUCAGCAAUAAUGUGAUUUUGAUUGACUUAAAUAUCGAUGGACUUCUAAUAUCAAAAAGCAGUAAAAGUCAAAUUUGGCCAAUAUUAGGUAAAAUUUAUGGUGACAAAAGAUUUUCACCAUUUGUAAUUAAUGCUUAUCAUGGAUACAAGAAACCAUCUUCUCCAGAUAAAUUGUUAACACCUUUCUGUGAAGAAUAUAAGAUUCUCCGAGAUAAAGGAUUUAUUUUCGGCAAGAAAAGAUACACUGUAUUAAUUAGAAGUGUAAUUUGCGAUAGUCCUGCAAGAGCAUUCGUAACUUGUACAAAAGGUCAUAAUGGAUUCUUUGGAUGUAGAAAGUGUAUGCAAGAAGGCACUUAUUCUAAUCAUCACAUGUUAUUUUUGAAAUCCAGUGCACCUCUUCGAACUGAUGACAAUUUCAAAAAUAGAGUACAAGAACAUCACAGAAAGGAGAUACUGGUGUAUCUCCUUUCGAAUCAAUACAACUGCCAAUGGUUUCACAGUUUCCUUUACAUGCACUUGGUGUGUUUAGGAGUUAUGAAGAAACUCUUGCAAUUAUGGACUGGUGGAUAUCAAACAUCAAGAUUAAGUGGGCGAAAAAUAGUAGAGUUGUCAGAAAAGUUAAUUACAAUGUCGAAAUGGGUACCGAAGGAGUUUGCUCGAAAACCACGUUCUCUGGACGAAUUAAAAUAUUGGAAAGCGACAGAGUUGCGGGAAUUUUUACUGUACUUUCUUGAACCUGUUAUCUUGAUAAAUAUUAUGCCUGAAGAUAACUUAUUUCAUUUCAAUGCAAUAAAUUGUGCAAUACGGAUAUUGUGUCAUCCAACAGAUUGUUUUCAUAACAAUAAAUACACCAAAGAUCUACUGAAUGAAUUUGUACAUAUAUUUAAAUAUUUAUACGAUGAAGAAACUAUCGUUUAUAAUGUGCAUAAUUUAAUUCAUAUUAAUGAAGAUGUACUGAUGUUUGGACCAUUGGAU
Pogonomyrmex barbatus (red harvester ant) is the source of this 1021-nucleotide messenger RNA. RefSeq lists its product as uncharacterized. The record is from RefSeq and is a predicted model, not a curated record. Lineage: Eukaryota; Metazoa; Arthropoda; Insecta; Hymenoptera; Formicidae.